UCCCUGGUCGACACUGCGCUCUCACCGCGGAGCACCCUUCUAGCUUCUUCGUCUCUCCGACGGACGCUGGAACUUUUCUCUAGCCUUAGCCAAACUUAUUUCCCGCCUCUCAAAACUCCAGCUUCUCUCCACUCACGGACCUUUUUUUGCCGCUUCUCCCCAACCCCCGGACUCCCAAGCCACAAAACCACCAUCCCACUCCUUUCUCCCAUCCCCAUCCCUUUUCCCGAAUCCCUUCGCAACUUCCCUUCCUCUUCCACUCAGACUCCCUAACUCGCGCGCCUGUCGCGUGUCCGUCUACCCAUCAAACUCCGUGUCUUCUGCUCUAGUCUCGAAGUCAUGGCGGGACCUGGGGGCUGGAGAGACAAAGAGGUCACGGAUCUGGGCCACUUGCCGGAUCCAACUGGAAUAUUCUCACUAGAUAAAACCAUUGGCCUUGGUUCUUAUGGAAGAAUAUAUUUGGGGCUUCAUGAAAAGACUGGUGAAUUUACCGCUGUUAAAGUAAUGAAUGCCCGUAAGACUCCUUUACCUGAAAUAGGAAGGCGGGUGAGAGUGAAUAAAUACCAAAAGUCUGUAGGAUGGAGAUACAGUGAUGAGGAGGAAGAUCUUAGGACUGAACUCAACCUGCUGAGGAAGUACUCUUUCCACAAAAACAUUGUGUCCUUCUAUGGUGCAUUUUUCAAGCUCAGUCCCCCUGGCCAAAGGCACCAGCUUUGGAUGGUGAUGGAGUUCUGUGCAGCAGGCUCUGUCACUGAUGUGGUGAGGAUGACAAGGAAUCAGAGCUUAAAAGAGGAUUGGAUUGCAUAUAUCUGUCGAGAAAUCCUUCAGGGUUUGGCACAUCUUCAUGCACACCGAGUAAUUCACCGGGACAUCAAAGGUCAGAAUGUGCUACUGACUCACACUGCUGAAGUAAAACUGGUGGAUUUUGGAGUGAGUGCACAGGUAAGCAGAACCAAUGGAAGGAGAAAUAGCUUCAUUGGGACACCAUACUGGAUGGCACCUGAGGUGAUUAACUGUGAUGAGGACCCAAGGCGCUCCUACGAUUACAGAAGUGAUGUGUGGUCUGUAGGAAUCACUGCUAUUGAAAUGGCUGAAGGGGUUCCUCCUCUGUGCAAUCUUCAGCCCUUGGAAGCCCUCUUCGUUAUUUUGCAGGAAUCUGCUCCCACAGUCAAAUCCAGUGGAUGGUCCCGCAAGUUCCAAAACUUCAUGGAAAAGUGCAUGAUAAAAAAUUUCUUAUAUCGACCUACUUCUGGAAACAUGCUUCAUCACCCAUUUGUUCAGAAUAUCAAAAAUGAACGGCAUGUUGUGGAGUCAUUAACAAAACAUCUUACAGGAAUCAUUAAAAAAAGACAGAAAAAAGGCAUACCUCUGGUGUUUGAAAGAGAAGGAGCUAUUCAGGAGCAGUACAUGACAAGAAGAUUCAGAGGACCUUCUUGCACUCCUGAACUUUUGAGAAUGCCAACUAGCAGCAGAUGCAGACCACUUAGAGUCGUGCAUGGAGAACCCCCUCAGCCAAGGUGGCUGCCUGAUCAAGAUGAGCCCCAGGUCAAAGCACUUCAACAACUGCAGGGGGCAGCCAUGGUGUUCAUGCCGUUACAGUCCCAGGACGAUACACAGAGGCCUCUACAGGGGCAUGCUCAGGCACAGGCUCAACAACAUGAAGCAGCUCAGGUGUUCAAGCCACUACAGCUUCAGCUUAAUGAUAAGGCUGUUAGGCCUCUAGACAUGCAGAUUAAGGCACCUCCACGACUAAGGAAGGCAGCCAGGGUGCUCAUGCCACUACCUGUGCAGGAUAAAGUACUUAGUCUUCUACAGGAACAGGCCCCUGUACCUAAAGGAGAGCAGAUCCAGACCCAGGGCUUAGCACUAGAACAGCCUCAAGAUCUGGACCAUGUGCCAGAGGAAUUUCAGGGGAAUGAUGGUGUAUCUGAACAACCACAAAGGCAGCACCAGGGUGCUGAACAACUACAGAGACAGAAUGAGGCUUCUGAGCAGAAUCUAGAGCCGAAUCAGGCACCUGAACAGCCAGAGGUACAGGAAGAAGCUGCUGAUCCUGUACAAGCCGAGCCUGAGGCAGAGGAACCUGAGCCAUUACAAGUGUGUGCCCAGGUAUUCCUACCUCUUCUCUCCCAGAACCAUUAUGUUCUCUUGCCACUACACUUGGAUACACAAGUCCUAAUUCCAGUAGAGGGACAAAAUGAAGGGUUAUCUCAAGCACAAGCCUGGCCAGUAGAGGCCUCACAGGCAGUUGGCUCAGUUCAAGCACUGGUAGAGGGAUUAUCAAGAGAUCUACUUAGAGCACCAAACUCAUAUAACACAAAGCCACUUGGUCCACUGCAAACCCUGAUGGAAAAGCUGUCAUCAAACCCAUUUUACACUCAGCCAGAACAAACACGGAAGAAAAAAUCAAAAGUUUUCAGUCUUAGGCAAGCACUGGCAAAAAGACUAUCACCAAAGAGGUUUAGGGCAAAGUCAUUAUGGAGAACUGAAGAGUUUGAACUCUCAGAUUUAGAAGCCGGCAGGAGACGGCGCCAACGCAGAUGGGAGGACAUCUUUAAUCAGCAUGAAGAAGAACUGAGACAAGUUGAAAAUGACAAAGAAGAUGAGUCAUCAGACAAUGAUGAAGUGUUUCAUUCAAUUCAGGCUGAAGUCCAAAUCGAACCAUACAUUCCAAAUCCUGCAGGAAAUGAGGUCCAAGAGCGGUCUGUUUCUAUGCCUUGCAAUCAGGAUCGUCCACACCACGUGAGGUUUUCUUCAAGUGUUCCUCAGCCACCUCUUUUGGAACAAGCUGAGCAGCCCAUUGAUAUUGCAGAGAAUUUGGAAAAUCCUCAAAAUUGCCAAGCAGCAUCAGAAUCAUCUUCUGAAGAGGAGAGUCCUGUGAUUAGGAGAAAGUCCCAGUCAUCACCACCUUAUUCUACUAUUGAUCAGAAGUUGCUGAUUGAUGUCCAUGUUCCAGAUGGAUUUAAAGUAGGAAAAAUGUCACCCCCUCUAUACUUGACAAAUGAAUGGGUAGGCUAUAAUGCACUCUCUGAAAUCUUCUGGGAUGAUUGGUUAAUUCCUGCACCUGUCAUUCAGCCACCUGAAGAGGAUGGUGAUUAUGUUGAACUCUAUGAUGCUGGUGCUGAUACUGAUGGUGAAUCUAAUGAUGUUUAUGAAGAUACCUAUGACCAUGUCUAUGGCAAUACCUUGGAUAACCAGGUUGAUCAGGCAAAUGAUGUCUCUGAAGACUGUGUUAAUGGUGACAACAAUAAUGAAUCAGUUUAUGGCAUAAACAUUGAUCAUGAUGGUGCUAAUUGGCCAAGGGCAAGCAAUGCCAGAGAAGGACUCAGCAAGCAAGUUGAUUGUGAUGGAAGUGAUGGACAAGGGGGCACAGAUGGUGGCUACGGAAGCAGUAGUGCCAUAAAAAGCUAUGAAAGAUUUGUAGUCAGUGCAGCCUUUGGAGACAAUGAAGGAUAUGGAGCUAAUAUAGCUAGUGGAAGCAAUGAAGAGAAUGGAGCACUUGAAUUCAAUGGAGAAGAAAUUUUCUUACCAAAUGAUUGUCUAAAACUAGAAGAACCUACAUUUCAAGAUCUUGAUCAUGAACUAGAGGAUAGUGGAACUGAGAUCUCAAAUUCAAUGGACUCAGAGAUUAUUCCCCUAGCAUUUGAUGGUGAGAAUGACAAUGACAUGUCCGAAUCAUCAAUAGCAUCGGGUUUCCCUGCCAGCCACUUCUCUCCUUCAAGAGAUUCUGGGAAGGAUUCUGAUGCUGACAUAGACAGUGCCAUCUUAUAUGCUGGAUUCGUAGAAGUCCCUGAGAAACCACCUAUGCAACCCUCUGAAGUCAAUGUUAAUCCACUCUAUGUCUCUCCUACACGGGCAAAGCCACUAAUCCAUAUGUAUGAAAAAGAAUUCACUUCUGAGAUCUGCUGUGGUUCUUUGUGGGGAGUUAAUUUGUUGCUGGGCACCCGAUCUAAUCUGUAUCUAAUGGACAGAAGUGGAAAGGCUGACAUUACUAAACUUAUAAAGCGAAGACCAUUCCGCCAGAUUCAAGUCGUGGAGCCACUCAAUUUGCUGAUUACCAUCUCUGGCCACAAGAAUAGACUUCGGGUAUAUCAUUUAACUUGGCUGAGGAACAAGAUUUUGAACAAUGAUCCAGACAGUAAAAGAAGACAAAAAGAAAUGUUGAAAACAGAGGAGGCUUGCAAAGCUAUUGAUAAAUUGAUUGGCUGUGAACACUUCAGUGUCCUUCAACAUGAAGAAACAACUUAUAUUGCAAUUGCUUUGAAAUCAUCGAUUCACCUUUAUGCAUGGGCACCAAAAUCUUUUGAUGAAAACACUGCUAUUAAAGUGAUAUGCAUUGAUCAGUCAGCAGACUCUGAAGGAGACUACAUGUCCUAUGAAGCCUAUAUACGAAUACUGGCCAAAAUAAAGGCAGCUGAUCCAGCGAACCGAUUUAAGAGACCAGAUGAGCUCCUUCAUUUGCUAAAGCUCAAGGUAUUUCCAACUUUUGGUCUCAAUCCAGUGACAGUUGAUCUGGCUGUUGGUUCUGAGAAAAGACUCAAGAUUUUCUUCAGCUCAGCUGAUGGAUAUCAUGUCAUCGAUGCCGAAUCAGAAGUUUUGUCUGAUGUGACCUUGCCAAAUAAUAAUAUUGUCAUUUUACCUGAUUGUUUGGGAAUUGGCAUGAUGCUCACCUUCAAUGCAGAAGCUCUUUCUGUGGAAGCAAAUGAACAACUCUUCAAGAAGAUCCUUGAAGUGUGGAAAGAUAUACCAUCUUCCAUAGCUGUUGAGUGUACACAGAGAACCACAGGAUGGGGCCAAAAGGCCAUUGAAGUGCGCUCUUUGCAAUCAAUGUUUCUGGAUGAUGAGCUAAAGCGCAGAUCAAUCAAGAAACUGAGAUUUCUGUGUACCCGGGGUGACAAGCUGUUCUUUACCUCUACCCUGAACAAUCACCACAGCCGGGUUUACUUUAUGACUAUUGGAAAACUUGAAGAGCUCCAAAGCCAUUAUGAUGGUUAAAAGUACUAUUGAUUCAUUAUAACAUUAUAAACAUCACAUCUAUGGGAUUACAUAUUUGGAUUGUUGAAAUUAAAUGAGCAGUUUUAUCAUUAGAGAAAAAAAUAAUCAGAAACCUUUUAAAAUGUAGCACAGAAUAGCUUUUAAUCAGAAAUGCAGCUUUAUAUAUAAACUUAAUUAUAGCAAGCUCUAUGUACUCCAGUGGUGUACAAUAUCUUUUGCACAAAUUUUGUAACUUUUGUUACUGUGAAUUCAAAUAUUACUCUUAGGACAGUUUGGACAGUAUCUGUAUUCAGAUUUACAACAUGGAGUAUAUUACAUUACAAGCAGCUUCCAAAUGAAUUGCCCUAAGUUUAUUCCAAAAAAGUACUGAAAAAUGUGACUUUUUCCAAACUAAGGUUAUAUCAUGAAACAAAAAUUGUAAUUACUGCUAUAACCCAGACUAAUGUUGGAAAUAUUAUAGUGAUCAAGGGGAAAAUGCUACCCAUUUACUCACAAUAAGCCCACAAUUAGAAACCAGUUGUGCUCUUUUUACACCUCAUUUAAGCUGGUGUUUUCUCUGAAGGAAGAGAGGAAAAAUGCCUCAGGUAUUAGGUUUUCUCCAGAACCCCCAAAGAUGUGCAAUACAUAUUUUGCAAAUAAGUUACUUGCAAGCCUGAAUACAGGACUGGAUUCCAAUAUACAUGUACUGUAGAAUUUUUUUGUUUUUAAAAUCUGUCUAGUAGGCGUCAAAAUCUACCCCUAAGAUUGGUUAAUUUUUAAAAAUUAUUAAAUUACCAAUAGUAUGGCCAUUAGAUAGCAUCAAAUAUUUACCCAAUUUUGGAUUAAACUAUGCAAAAUUCCCUCUAGUAAUUAAAAUGAAACAAAAACAAUGAAAGAGAAUAAAAAAUUUUGAUGGCUAAUAUUUAUAUUUUCAUAUGUGCAUUGCUAAAAAUUUGAAAUUAAAAUUAUUUGAGUAAUAAUUCCUUAUUCAUAGACAAUAUUAUAGGCAAAUUUGAAAAUUUUGAAUAAAAAGUCAACCUUCCUUGUAUAUCAAAGUCUAAAAUAUUGUAGUAGUGAAAAUAAUGCAAGCUCAUCACCCAAGUAUGUUAUAGACGCCACACAUAGGUGGUAUUUGGUCACCUAUGAUAUCUGCUACCUGAUGAAAAGCAUAAUUUAUGCAUAUCCAUCCUCAAUGCCAUGGUCAGUUCUGGGCAAUAAAGAAAGCAACAGAGCUACCACAAAGUAUACCUCAAUACUUCCUCUAGUUUCUCCUUCUAAAAUUUGAAGACAGUACUAGUGGGAUAAUAAUUCUUAAACUACCUGGAUAACCAAGGAAAAGCAGCUGAAUGUGUGUGAUUCCAUGAAAGCACAUCAUUUCUUGACACCUCUGUGCCAGAAAUGAAGAUUUGGAUUUUCCUGAUGAUUUAUAUCAAGAGUGUAGUAACAGUGUUCAGAAUGUAGGAUAACCUGAAUCCAUGAGUAAAACAUAAAUGUGAUUCACAUUUCUGUUACUGUGACACAAUAAUGUGAUCCUACAACUGGCUUAUCCUUGAGUGUUUACAAUUCAAAUUACUUCUUAAGUGCAGUAGUAUUUUUUAAAAACGAAAACAAACUUUAAUGUCAAAUUAUUUCCUUAGAAGUAGUCUUUAUUAAACUUUGUACACCAAAAGGCCAUGGGGAACUUUGUGCAAGUACCUCAUCGCUGAGCAAAUGGAGCUUGCUAUGUUUGAAUUUCAGAAUAUUUUCUCAUUUAUGUAGUACAUAGGAAUAAGUUUUUAAGAAUUCAUUUUUCUUAAUAUUUACUCAAAGUUAAUCACUUAAAAUAAGUUUUAUAUUUUAGUAAUUCAACUCCCAUUGUUUUGUGUGGCAGUUAUUCUAGUAAACAUAGAAAGUAGUAAAUAGAACAUACAUUAAUGUUUGAAAGAAACCACAUAGGAAAGAUUACAAGUCUGUAACUUAGCUUUAAAAGCUGAGAUGUUAAUGAACAAAAGAAGCUGGGCACCUUGCAAGAAUGGAGGUUGAAGAGUUACAUGGUCAAGUAGGUAAGACUGAAAAUAUCUAAAGUAAUGCAUAGGUAAUAAGUAUUCCAAUUUAGUUACAAAUCCAUCUGGAAUCUUAUAUCCAUUGAUAGCUUAAACCAAGUGGAGAACUAAUAGUAUUUCAUAGUUUUUCUUUAUAUUAGCACCUGGAAUUGCCAGCCCAUCGCAGAGGUGUGUAGUGGAACAGCAGGAAAGCCAGAUUUCAAAGUGCUGUGGUUUGAAGCCCUUGUGUUUUGGCAGGUCAUGAGCAGAGAUGGAGAAAGAGUAUAGUUUUAUUUUAGUGCAGUUGAGUUUUUUUUUCUGCCAGUGUCCUUUUAAUAAAAUAGAAUUAUUGGAUAUGUUAGAAAAUUAGAAAAUGUUGAAUGACUAGGGAUGAUAAAAUUAGUGGAUAAACCAGUUGAAGCAAAGUAAGAUCCUAGAGUAAAACAGUAUGGAAGAAAAAUAAUUUAGACAGUAAAACAAGCAAAGUAGAUUCACAUAGGCAUACACACCCACACACAGAUAUUCGAAUUAAUAAAUUAUAAGAAUCAUAAAUUUAUUUCAUUAAAAUACUACCAGUAUUGGCAGUUAUGAGAUAAAUUGAUCAUUAAGUGAUGUUUUCUGGAAAAAUCCUUUAGUUUAGACAGUACCCAUAAGACAAGGACUAAUGACACAUGUACCCAAUGUGAUCUUUUAAAUACUCUGAAUUUUUGCAAGAUGUGUUCCUAUUUGAAUCAACCUAUACUGAUUCUUUACUUUCAAUACUGCAUAAUCUUUGAGAAGAAUCGUCUAAUCAGAAACUCUGUACUGAAUCAUCAUUCAGCUUUUUAAAUAAAAUGUUGCAGUUA
Jaculus jaculus (lesser Egyptian jerboa) is the source of this 7840-nucleotide messenger RNA. RefSeq names its product Nik related kinase (gene Nrk). Gene Ontology annotation, biological process: protein phosphorylation. Lineage: Eukaryota; Metazoa; Chordata; Mammalia; Rodentia; Dipodidae. The record is from RefSeq and is a predicted model, not a curated record. Bases 340 to 4995 code for a protein of 1551 amino acids. The transcript is spliced from 29 exons. Gene Ontology annotation, molecular function: protein kinase activity; ATP binding.